Molecule: messenger RNA, 4050 nt
Organism: Aphidius gifuensis
Lineage: Eukaryota; Metazoa; Arthropoda; Insecta; Hymenoptera; Braconidae
Exons: 2
Coding region: 945-3311 (788 amino acids)
Source: RefSeq, a predicted model, not a curated record
AUAAUGAUGGCGACAACAAAAAGAAAACAAAUAUUGUUAAAAAACAACCGGCUAAAAGUGAUUCCAGUGAUGAUGUUGACAACAAAAAUAAAACAAAAAAUGUUAAAAAACAAUUAUCAAUAAAUACUAAAACCAGUGAAGAUGAUGAUGGUAAUAAUGAUGAAGAUGAUGACAAAAAAAAGAAAACAAAUACUGUUAAAAAACAACCAGCUAAAAGUAGCUCCAGUGAUGAUGUUGACAACAAAAAUAAAACAAAAAAUGUUAAAAAACAAUUAACAUCAAUUGAUACUAAAACCAGUAAAGAUGAUGAUGGUAAUAAUGAUGAAGAUGAUGACAAAAAAAAGAAAACAAAUACUGUUAAAAAACAACCAGCUAAAAGUAGCUCCAGUGAUGAUAAUGUCAACAAUAAAAAUAAAACAAAAAAUGUUAAAAAACAAUUAUCAACCAUCAAUAAAAAUACCAGUGAUGGUGGUGAUGAUGAUGACAAUAAUAAUGGUGGUGAUGAUGAUAAUGAUGGUGACAAAAAAAAGAAAAUAAAUAGUGUUAAAAAACAACCAGCUAAAAGUAAUACGAGUGAUGAUAAAAAAAAAUCCACCCAGUUACGUCAAUCAACAUUGAAAGAAUCAUUUUCAAAAGCUAAAAAACGUUCACCAACAAAACCAUUAAAAACAUCACCACCAAAAAAACCUAAAAUACAAGAACCAAUUUAUAAAAAAAUAAAACUAACUGAUGAUGAUGAUAAAAAUAUUGAUGAUGAAUCAAAGUUAUAUGAUUUUGACUAUUAUUAUAAUAUAUCUGAUGAAAAAAUUCAAAAAAAAAGAAAAAGGAAACCUGUACAAAAUCAAAAAUCUAAGAAACCUAAAUUAAAUUUUAUUGAUACAAAAGUUACAAAAGUAAAAAAUUUAAAAAACCCAGAAAUUGAUAAAUUACCAACAAAUAAUAUUAUGAAUACAAUUAAUGAUUUUCAUCGUAUACCACUUGCAAUAACUGGUAAAAAUGUUGAAGUACAUCAAGUUCCAUUAAAAGUUAAAAAACAAAUUGUUGAUAAUGAUGAUAAAAUAGCAAAUGAACAGCCAAAGCAAAUACAAGUUGUUGCACAAGUACAUGAUAUACCAGUUGCUCAAAAUGAAAAAAUAGUGCAAAAAUCAACAACGCCAAUACAAGCAUUUAGAAACACGAAUGUAUUCCAAGGUAAAUCAUCAACACAAAAAAUAUCUGAUGAUAUUAUUGAACAAAUAAUAUCACAGGAUGAUGAUGAUGAUGAUAAUGAUGAUUACAAUGACAUUCAUGAUGACAUGGUGAAUGAUAUUAAUCAAGAAAAUAUAUCAACGCCAAUUCAGGCAUUUAGAAAAACAAAUAUAUUUGAUAAAAAGAAAUCAAAUGCUGUUGAUGAUAUUGAUUCAAUUUCACCAGAUAUUGAUAGUUGUCAAGAUACACCAAAUUUAUCAUUAACACCAAUUCAGGCAUUCAGAAAAACAAAUAUUUUCAAUAAAAAACCACUUGAAAAUGAUAAAACAACAACUGCAAAUAAUUCAUUACUGUCACAACAAUUAUCACCAAUACCAAAACAAAUUUUAUCUGGUAUUGAUGAUAGUACACCUUGGAGACCUUGUCUUGUACCACGACAAGUAUCAUUUUCAAAAGUUCAAAAUAUUGUUCAAAGUACACCACAAAAUAAAAAUUUACCUGAAUUUAUAAAUAAAUUGAUAAAAACAAAUGCUGAUAAUAAAAAAAUAAUGAAAAAUAAAAAAAAAAUUAGUGAAAAUAAUGAAAAUUCAAAUGUUAUAAUGAUGAAUAAUAUAAUACAAAAGAAAAAAUUAAGUAAUUCAUCAAAAUCACCACGUAAAUUUGGUACUGAAAUAUCAAAUUUAAGUGGUUCAAUAUCUGAAUCAUCAUUGUCAAAUGGACAAUCAAUAAUUGAUGCAAUAACAACAACACCAACAAAAACAGUAACAACAGCAGCAACAGAAAAAGAAAAAGAAAUAAUUCCUGAUGAAAGUAUAACAAGUCCAUCAAUACCAAUAGUUAAUGCAAAUAUUGAAUAUGAUGAUGACCUUGAUGAAAAUUCAGAAAAUAAAGAAAAUGAAAUAACUGAUAGUCCAAAAAAACUAUCACCAAGUAAAAAAAAUAGAUUACUUAUUGAUAGUCCACGUAGAUCAUUUGGUAAACCAUUAUCAAAAUUAUCUGUAUCACCAGUUAAAUUAAAUUUUGGUAAUGAUGAACCACAACCAGGACCAUCUGGUUUGGUAAAAAGACAACCAUUAGCUGAACGUCGUAUUACACGACAAUCAAAUCUUCAUAUGUUUUUAAAUUUACCAGAAUUACCAGAGAGUACAAAAAUCACAACAGCAGAUGGUAUAUUUGAUGAUAUUAAUUCAAAUCCAUCUAAUCGUGGAAAGAAAAUAAAAAAUUUUAAAGAUCCAAAAAUGAAUAAUGGAGUUGAUGAUACUGAUCAUAGCUAUGAUCUUGAAGGACAAGAAAAUCAAUUACGAAAUUAUCAUCCAAUGUUGAAUAAUAAACGUCCUAAAAAACAAUCAAAUCUUCAUUUAUUAUUGGAUGAUUCAGAUGAUGAUACAGAAAAUCAAAUACCACAUGGUACAUCUGGUGAUGUUGAACAGUCUAAUGAUAUUGGAGAACCUCCAAUUGAUUUUGAUGAUGGAAAAACAUUAAAUAAUUCAGAUGAUGAAUUGAAUGUUAAUAAUUUAUUUGGUUUUUGUGAUGAUAUUGGUGAUGAAAGUAAUAUUACAGCAACACAUGAUAAUACAUCAACAAAAACAGUUAAAAAAAUUAAUAAAAAAACGACAAAAAAAAUUGGAAAGCCAGUAAUUGUUGCUGAUAAACCAAUGACAACAAGAUAUUCAAUUAUUAAAGAUAAAAAAAUAUUAGACAAUGAAGCUAAUGAGCAACCUAAAAUGAAUAAAGUUGAUGCAAUAAAAGCACAUUUUGGAUCAACUAAAAAUGCUGUUAUUGAGGCUCAUGAUUUUUCUGAUACAUUUGAUUUUGGUGAGCUUGAACAACCGGAUGAUGUAUCACAAGUACCACUAUUUGUUGAUCUUGAACCAGUUCAUUUUAAACAGCCACCAAGAUAUUCUUACAAUCGUAAAAGACACUUGAAUACAUCUGGAGAGACUGAUGAUGACGAGGACAAUAAUGAUAAAAUACCAGAAAGUAAAAUAACAAAGAAAAAAAAGAAAAUUAGUAAAGAAGAACGUGAACAAAAAAAACAACUUGAAAAUUGGGCAAAAAGUCUCAAUCAAAGUUUCAAUGAAGUUGAUGAAUUUGAUCUUAUUGUUGAAUCAGUUAAUGAUUAAGAAAAAAUAUAAUAUCAUUAUUCAAUCAACGUAAGUUUUGUUACAUGAAUGUUUUUUUUUUUUUUAUAUAAAAAAAAAUUAUCAAAAAAUAUUUGUAGAACAAUUUCUGGUGCUUUUUUUUUUGUUGUAAAUAUUUUUUCAACAUGCGAUAUAAAUUAUAUGAAAAAAAGAUAUAUAUAUUAUAUAAAAACUAUUAUUUCUAAAUUAAAAAAAAAAUAUUUUUAUCUAAAAGACAAAAAAAAGGGAAAAGGAAAUAAAGCCUUUUGUUUUUUUUUUUAAUUUAAAGAGGCAAUAAUUUAUUUUCGUAAAAAAAAAAUAUAAAAAGUAUUUGAGCUAGCAUGACAAGUUUAUUUUAUUUUAUUUUAUUUUUUUUCUAUUUUUCAGUUAUUAUUUUAUAAUUAUAUACGCCAUUUAUUGAUAAUUAAUUAUAAUCAUUCAAGAAUAAUUUUACAAUGAAUUUAAUCAAUAAAAAAAUUCAUAUGUUGCCAUUAAAUAAUUAAAUAAUAAAAUAAAUAAAAGAUAAUAAUUUCUUUGUCAUUUAUUUUCAUUAAAAAAAAAAAAAAACUUGAUUCAAUAAUAAUUAAUCUAGUUUAUAAAUUUAUCAUUUUGUUUGAUAUUCAGUGUCUGGUACACUUGAGCACUGCGCAGAGUUAUCAACAAAUAAAUAAUAAUAAAAAAAAAUUAGUAAUAAAGUGACUUUGUUUAAAGAAUUAAAAUAAAAAAAGAAAAAAAACAAUUA